Messenger RNA from Prosopis cineraria, 2497 nucleotides. RefSeq names its product transmembrane E3 ubiquitin-protein ligase FLY1-like. Lineage: Eukaryota; Viridiplantae; Streptophyta; Magnoliopsida; Fabales; Fabaceae. The transcript is spliced from 14 exons. The record is from RefSeq and is a predicted model, not a curated record. Gene Ontology annotation, molecular function: zinc ion binding. The coding region runs from base 563 to 2293 and encodes 576 amino acids.
CACUUCAAACGCCUGAUCCCAAGCUCACCUCAAGGUUCUAACUUCUCACGCGAUUCACGUAUAGGACCAGCGUCUAGUAAAGUGUUUCUUGAUUGGCACGUGUUCACGCUUUCCUUGAAGCGCGUGGUGAGCUAGUCCUCGCCUCCCUAACGAGAGCUGCUCUGACCUGCAUUUACCGAAACCCACAGCACGGUCGACUCGUCAACUCUCUACUGCUUAAGAACCCUGAAAAGAAAUCUUCACCAGAAUCCAAAAUUAUUUUAUUUAUUAUUUUAUCACUCCAACGAAGGCUGCAUUUGGUGCUAAACAAGCUGGUGAAGGAAUAUAUUUUGCUUGAAAAAUUGCAUUUGUUGUCAAUUAUGUCGUUAGGCUUUCACUUUCGGUAUCUGAUGGACCUGUGACUCGUCGUUGUGCGUUGGUGGUUCUAGUCUUUGACUCCUUUUGAAGCAACCGCUCUCCUUCUCUAAUGAUAUGGUGAUUUUUUUGGCUAGUAUUUCUGGUGCAUUGUGAUAAGCCGCAAUAAAGGAUCGGGCUGUGGGAUUGCAGUUGAAUUUCGAGAGACAUGGAGUGCUUGAGAUUCAACAUGGUUGCUGGUAAAAUAUUGGAUUUCUGGUUGAGUAAGAGAAGGGGAUUAGGGUUUCUAUUGCAGGUGGUGUUUUGGUGGUGGACUUUUCAAUUGUUUCUUCGUCCCGUGGUGGGUCUAAGACCACUAAGGGAGAGAACUCGGUCGUGGGGCGAUGAGUGGCUAAUCACAAGAAAAGUAGAAAGUGAGCUAGGUCCAUUCUCACAAUGGAACAUAACAGGAACAUACAAAGGAACAUGGAAAUUUUUAGAUACCACCAAUGGCUCUUCCAGAUUUCCUGACAUCAGAAAAACAAAUGGCAAUACUGUAAUUGAAUUAGUUAGUACACCCACAAAAAUAAAUGGUGUGCAUUAUGUGCAGGGAGUAAUUAUAUUCCAUGAUGUAUUUGACAAUGAGUACAAUGUUGGUGGUGCCCAAAUCAGAGUAGAAGGUGUAUAUAUAUGGCCUUUUAGACAGCUUCGAAUGGUAGCCAACAGUGGAAAAGAGGGAGAGUUUAAUCAAGGUGAAGAUACUAUUUUAUCUAAUCCAUAUCAUCUGCUUGGAGUCUUCUCAUCCCAAGUAUUCCAAGAAUCUUCACGAGAUAAGAUGUGGAGAAGAAAACAUUCUCCAAUAUAUGAUGUGGAGAAACGUUGCAAUUUUGAAAUUGCUGCUCAAAUUUCACGACUGUCAUCAUCAAGAAAUGAUGGGGAUCAGGACCUUUUCCAUCUUGAAGGGCUAACAGAGAGUCCCUCAACUGACGAUGAUGGGGACUGCUUCUCACCUUUACUACUGAAUGCAACUUCUGUUAACAUUGAGGUCUACUAUAACAAAGCAGUGAACUACACAUUGAUGGUUACCUUUGUCUCUUUCUUGCAAGUUCUCUUACUGAUUCGACAAAUGGAGCAUAGCAAUACUCAAUCUGGAGCUGCCAAGGUUUCAAUUUUUAUGAUUGGCCAACAGGCAAUCAUGGAUGCUUAUCUUUGCCUUUUACAUCUGACUGCUGGGAUACUAGUUGAGUCCUUGUUCAAUGCUUUUGCAACUGCUGCUUUUUUCAAGUUUGUGGUCUUCUCAAUAUUUGAGAUGAGAUAUCUCCUUGCCAUAUGGAAGGCAAGUAGGCCUAUCAACAAUGGGGAAGGUUGGGAAACAAUGAGACGGGAGCUUUCAGUUUUAUAUAGUCGUUUCUAUGGGAUUCUGUUGGGAGGCAUUCUGCUCAUGUAUGAGUUCCAUGGUUACUUGAGACCUAUCAUUCUUCUUACGUACUCCUUUUGGAUACCUCAAAUUAUCACCAAUGUUGUUCGUGAUUCACGGAAACCAUUGCAUCCUCAUUAUAUCCUAGGGAUAAGCGUCACUCGGCUAGCAAUCCCAUUAUAUAUUUUCGGUUGCCCUAACAAUUUCAUGCGCAUUGAACCACACAAGAACUGGUGUAUUUGUUUGGUUGUAUUUGUCGGAUUUCAAGCCGGGGUUCUUUUGCUUCAGCACUUCCUUGGAUCCCGUUGGUUCAUUCCUCGACAGAUUCUACCUGAGAAAUACAGCUAUUAUAGGCGGUUUGAUCAAGACAGAAGCCAUGCUUCAGACUGUGUUAUUUGCAUGACGGCCAUUGAUUUUUCUCAGCGAUCCAAUGAAUGCAUGGUAACACCUUGCGAUCAUUUUUUCCAUUCUGGUUGUUUACAAAGAUGGAUGGAUAUAAAGAUGGAGUGUCCAACUUGCCGCCGGCCCCUGCCUCCUGCCUAAGAAACUUCCCAUUGCAGUUCCCAAGGUGUACAUUGUUUUGAUAGGUGACAGCACAUCGUUAUUUCUUCCCUUCAUUCUGUAACAUGAUUUUACUGCCCGAUUCCUCAUACCGAGGAGUACGGGUUUUGUACAUAAUUUCGGAAGGAAAUGAUCACCAUUGUUUUUUCCUCGAAAUAUGAAAUUUAUUCUUAUUCGUUUUUCCCA